CAGUGUUGCAAAGUGCCAUCGCCCAUUUAGGCGUGCACCGUGAGGCAGACGAAACUUCAUCCGAAUUUAAAAAGCCAUGGACAUGGACGACGAGGACGAUCCCAUUGUGGAGGAGAUACCCGUGUUCCUGUCGAAGAACCUGCAGGACAGCUUGUACCUCUUCCAAUACCCCACGAAAACGGAGCUCCCCAACCACGACGACUCGGUGAUAGUCAAUUGCUGUGUAAAACCGAUCGCCCAGGAGGUGAAGGUGGACUUUGGCCUGGACAUCGAGUCCUCGCACUUCGAUCGCUUCAAGGGCGAGCAGUUCGCGGUGGCCGCCGACGGCAAGAACACCUAUGGAGCAGUGCCGCCAAAGGGACAGGAGCGACCCACCUACAAGCGGGGCAUCAUGGACAAACAGGCCUUCACCAGCUCCCGGUCCAUAACCGAUGUGGCCAAGUAUAUCGUGGGCAUCUUUACGGACCGGGAGGUCCAUCUAUCGCCGCUUACUUCCAUAGUCCAAAUGCGUCCGGUGCUCAAUCACUUUGAUAAGGAUGACAAGCGCAAGAAGGCGGAGCAGAAGGCCCAAACAGAGGACACCGACGACGACGAGGUGCUGCAACAGGUGACGGUCAAGUUUGCCCGUGGCAAUGCCAAGAACAGCGGCAAGGAGCAGCGUGCCGGCACCUAUGAGAGUUUCGUCCAGCGGAUUGCCGAUGAGCCGUGGUGCGAGGCCUACUGGCACUCGAGGGGCACGCCCACCGCCGAACUGGAGCGCCAGAAGCUCUACGCCACCAGUCAUCAGGGCAGUUCGUCCCUGGCCCUCGGCCCAGGCGAUUAUCUCCGCAAGCUAUUGCCCUACGACGAGCAUGUGCAGCAGGUUGUGGCUCCAACAGCGGCUACAGCAGCCGCCCAGGUGCUUCCCGUCUACAACAAGGCCAUGCUCAAGACUAUGCCGCUGCUGGAGCAGCUUACAGUGCUUCUCAGGGAUGCCCGGAUGCUUUCCUUCAGCGAUGUGAUCGACAUACUCACCGAGAACGUGGAUCCGCAUGUGGCCGCGGAUAAGGUGGUGGCCCUGCUGCCCCAGGUGGGCAUCCUACUGCACGGCAAUUGGGUUCCCCGUUCCGAGGUGGUCUUUCCCGAGAAGAUGCUUUCCCAUGCCAACGGAGUCUCCGCCGAGCAGAUGAUUCGCGCCAGGGAUUAUAUACUCUUCCGGUUCUCCCGCACGCCCUACCUCUUCCGAACCCAGGUAAUGGCCGCCACCCAGUUGCCACCUGCGGAAACGCUAGACGUUCUGCGGACUGUGGCCCGGGUGAAUACCACAAAACGCUGGGAGCUGCUCCUUCCGCCGGACAAGGAGUUCGAGCAAAAGUAUCCCGAGCUGGUGAGCCGACAGGAGUACCACUGGACCGCCUCGGAGCAGCACUACAACGAAAUGGACUGGGCCAGGGAAACGAAGCGCGUGCGCAAGCGUUCCACGCGGAAAAGCGAAUCCCAGUCACUGUCCACUUCCAUGCCGCCGCCUGCUACGAAUCCCUCAGCCAUCCUCCCCAUGGACGCGUAGCAUCGGAUGAUCACCUCCCGACGGCGGAGGAGCAAUGGGAGCACAAGUCUUAUACAUCUAGCCACUAAUAAAGAAAAGACCAACAAGUUUAUUUUGUUACCACAA
Molecule: messenger RNA, 1651 nt
Organism: Drosophila takahashii
Lineage: Eukaryota; Metazoa; Arthropoda; Insecta; Diptera; Drosophilidae
Gene: Polr3E
Product: RNA polymerase III subunit E
Biological process (GO): tRNA transcription by RNA polymerase III
Cellular component (GO): nucleus; RNA polymerase III complex
Source: RefSeq, a predicted model, not a curated record